This is a messenger RNA of Musca vetustissima, 1306 nucleotides long. RefSeq lists its product as uncharacterized. Bases 14 to 1306 code for a protein of 430 amino acids. The transcript is spliced from 4 exons. The record is from RefSeq and is a predicted model, not a curated record. Lineage: Eukaryota; Metazoa; Arthropoda; Insecta; Diptera; Muscidae.
GAAAAAAAACAAAAUGAGUGAAAAUAUCGAAAUAGUCAAUCCAAAUGAAAAUCUGCAUAUACCUGAAUGGAUAAAUGCUGAAUAUUUUCGUGAUAUUGUGCAGAAAGAUGAACCAGAAAUGGUGGCUGUGAAAAAAUUCACACCGACUGCGGCAAUACCGCCGGGUGAAAAUUUUACAUCGGUCAUGUUGCGGCUGCAUAUGGGUUUGGAAAUGAAAGAUGGCUCCAUCAAACCGAAAACAUAUAUUUUCAAGACAAUGUUGGAAGAAGAAAAAGGCGGUUCAAUAAUCAAUAAAUUAUCUCUAUUCCCCAAAGAAAUGGAAAUGUACGGCAAAUAUUUGCCAGCAUUUGAAGAACUUUACAAAGCUGUGGGAUGGAAUAUACAACUAUCACCGAAAUGUCUCUACACUGAGAAAAAAGGCAAUCUAAUAAAUUUCCUUUUUGAAGAUUUGAAAGAGCGUAAUUUUAAAAACAUCGAUCGUUUGCAAGGUUGUGAUAUGCAACAUAUGACUUGUAUUUUAAAAAAGUUAGCAGAGUUACAUGCUGCCAGUGCCGUGUAUGAAGAAAAACAUGGACCUUAUCCCGAAGAUUUUCAAUACGGUUUUGUUGACAAUCGUCAGAGUGAUGAUUUUUUAAAGACUACCUAUAGCAUAAAAGUGGAAGCGUAUAAAAAGGCCAUGGCUGCAUGGGGCUUGGAGAAUGUUGAGGAAUACAUUAAGAAAUUUCCCACCUGCGAUCAAUACCAAAAAUGUGCUGCAGCCACCCUACAACAAUCCACAAAUUCUUUUAAUGUCCUGUGUCAUGGCGAUUUUUGGUCCAGCAAUAUUAUGUUCAACUACUUACCAAAUGGUGAAAUCAAUGAAACUCUUCCACUCGAUUUUCAAAUCUGUAAAUGGGGUAGCCCAGCCGAAGAUUUACUCUUUUUUAUUACAAUAUCACCAAGUGCCGAUAUUCGUAUAAAAGAAUUUGAUCACUUUGUGGCAAUAUAUCAUAAACGUUUGGUGGAAUGCUUGAAAGUGCUGGGCUACAAGAAACGCAUACCCACAUUACGUGAUCUACACUGUGAUAUGUUUGAUAAGAAGAAUUCAUUUUAUGCCUUCUUUGCCUGUUUCAAUCAUUUGCCUGGCAUUAUGUUACCCAGUGAUAAGGAUUCAAAUAUCCAUACAUUUUCCCGGGGCGAUGCAAUUGGUGAGGAAUUUCGUCGUCGUGCCUAUGCAAAUCCAUUGCUAGUUUCUGUAUUGAAGGACCUAUUUCCAUUCUAUCAUAACAGAGGCAUAUUUAAUUUUGAAGAUUAUGAUAGGGAAUGA